Messenger RNA from Orycteropus afer afer, 759 nucleotides. RefSeq names its product fibroblast growth factor 23 (gene FGF23). Bases 1 to 759 code for a protein of 252 amino acids. Gene Ontology annotation, cellular component: cytoplasm. Gene Ontology annotation, molecular function: growth factor activity; type 1 fibroblast growth factor receptor binding. Lineage: Eukaryota; Metazoa; Chordata; Mammalia; Tubulidentata; Orycteropodidae. The record is from RefSeq and is a predicted model, not a curated record. Gene Ontology annotation, biological process: positive regulation of cell population proliferation; positive regulation of gene expression; animal organ morphogenesis. The transcript has 3 exons.
AUGCUGUGGGGGGCUCGCCUCAGAAUCUGGGUCUAUGCCUUGUGUACUAUGUGCAGUGUGGGCAGCAUCAGAGCCUAUCCCAACACCUCCCCGCUGCUUGGCUCCAGCUGGGGUGGCCUGACCCACCUGUACACGGCCACUGCCAGGAACAGCUACCACCUGCAGAUCCACAAGGAUGGCCAUGUGGACGGUACACCCCAUCAGACCAUCUACAGUGCCCUGAUGAUCAGAUCAGAGGAUGCUGGCUUUGUGGUGAUAACAGGGGUGAUGAGCAGGAGAUACCUCUGUAUGGAUUUCAGAGGCAACAUUUUUGGAUCGCAUUACUUCAACCCGGAGAACUGCAGGUUCAGACACGGGACCCUGGAAAAUGGGUAUGACGUCUAUUACUCUCCUCAGCAUCACUUCCUGAUCAGUCUGGGACGCGCAAAGAGAGUCUUCCUGCCAGGCAUGAACCCACCACCUUACUCCCAGUUCCUGUCCCGAAGGAAUGAGAUCCCCCUGAUUCACUUCAAUACCCCUAAGCCACGGCGGCACACCCGCAGUGCUGAGGAAGACCCUGAACACGAUCCGCUAAACGUGCUGAAGCCCCGGCCCCGGAUGACACCGGCUCCGGCUUCCUGCUCGCAGGAGCUCCCGAGUGCGGAAGACAACAGCGUGGUGGCCAGUGACCCUUUAGGAGUGGUUAGAGGCAAUAGGAUCAACACACACGCUGGUGGGAUGGGCAUGGAAAGGUGCCGCCCCUUCCCCAAGUUCAUCUAG